Messenger RNA from Pieris brassicae (large cabbage white), 1718 nucleotides. Its product is annotated as BTB/POZ domain-containing protein 2-like. Lineage: Eukaryota; Metazoa; Arthropoda; Insecta; Lepidoptera; Pieridae. Gene Ontology annotation, biological process: neurogenesis. Gene Ontology annotation, cellular component: P-body; cytosol. Gene Ontology annotation, molecular function: protein binding. The transcript has 3 exons. The coding region runs from base 143 to 1495 and encodes 450 amino acids. The record is from RefSeq and is a predicted model, not a curated record.
UACAAAAUAUUUUGAUUUGAAAUUCGUAAUUAUUUGUGUUGUGGGUCAGGUGUUGUAUUCAAGGUACAACCGUUAUGAGAAGUGCCAGGCAGUAGAGCAUAAUUUGUAGAACGUCGAACCUUAAAGAAAGAAAACAAGUAAGAUGGGUUCUUUCAAGAGUGAAUUAAAGCAUAACAGUCUUUAUGAUCGUGUGAACAAAUUACUUGUGUCAUAUGACUGGAGUGAUUGUAGUUUUCUUGUUUGUGGCCAGGAGCUUAAAGCCCAUAAAUUAAUUUUAGCUAUUAGCAGUCCAGUAUUUGAAGCUAUGUUUUAUGGCCCAUUAUCUACAAAUAAAAGUAUAAUCAUAAGUGAUAUAGAUCCCAAUAUAUUUCAACUACUUCUUAACUUUAUUUAUACUGAUAAAGUGGAUAUACUAACUAUUGAAGAAGCUUAUGAUUUACUUUAUGCAUCUAAGAAAUAUUUACUGGAUACAUUAACCGAAAUCUGUUUGGAAUAUAUUAAAACAAAUACAAGAAUUGAUAAUGUUAUAUAUAUACUUAACCAGCCAGAUUAUUUGCAAGAUAAUGAAUUACUUACAUGUGCUUUAAAACUAUUUUGUCAGCAUGCUUACCAUUUAUUACAAGAACACAAAGAAGAUAUUUCGAUAUCAUCAUGGAAAAAAAUUCUAGAAGCAGAUGAAAUAAAUAUUAAAGAAAAAGAUUUAAUAAAAAUAGUUUUUGCAUGGUCAACUUCGUACUCAAAAAAAUAUAAAUUUCACACAGACACAACUGAUAGAAGGGAUAUAUUAAUUAAAACUGGGUUGUUCUCUUUACUACGAUUCAGUGCUUUAAGCAUUGAGGAUUUGGAUGACAUUGUUAAAGAUGAAUUAAAUUUGCUUUUACCAGAUGAAAUUUUAACCAUCAAGCACAUGUUAACAAAGACACUAUUUAGUGAUAAAAGAAUUAAGUUUGAAGAUAAAAUCAAUACCAUAACAGUUCCUCGUAAGUCAAUAGAAGUACAGUCUCACCUCUGCCACCGUGCCCUGAUAAGGUCUGAAUCUCCUAUAACAAUUGAUUCUCACAAUUAUUGUAUACAGUCAAAAAUAAAAGCAGAUAAGACGUUUUUUAUACAUUCUCUCAAAAUACAGUCAAGAAUGGCACCUGUAAAUAAUUUAUACAAUACCUCAAAUAUUUAUAAUGAAGACUUUGUAAUCUCUGUCCUUUCUGAAGAUGAUAACAGUAUUAUUAAAGAGUUUGAUUUUAAAGAAGAUACAGAAUAUGAUUGUUGUAUUGAUAUUGAGUUCUUGGAGCCUUUAUGUAUAAGGAGAGACCAAUGGACUAGAAUUAGCUUUAUUUGGCAAAAUCUAACUUUGUAUGACACUCAUAUGUAUAGUGUACAAAGUAGAGAUUUAAGCUAUACAAUGUUAUAUAAUAAAAUUAAGUUUGAGUUCCAAGAUAUUUCCUCAUACUCUAAUACAAGUGGAAGUUUCCUCAAAGGUUUUAAAUUUUGUAUGUAAAUAUUUAUACAAUGUAAACUAAUCAGCUAAUUUACAACAUUUAGCGUAUUAUUUUGAGUAUUAUCUAAUUUACCAAAUAUUGGUUAAAAUUUAUUACAAACGGGUAUCUUAUUUUAGUUUUAAGUAUGGUUAUAAUCUUAACAUAAGAUCUGAAUAUUUUUGUUUAAUGUAACAAUUUUUUUGUGCAUUUUUUAUUGCAUGAGUAAGCUAAAUUAUGAGUGGC